Suricata suricatta (meerkat) is the source of this 2132-nucleotide messenger RNA. Its product is annotated as protein adenylyltransferase SelO-like. The record is from RefSeq and is a predicted model, not a curated record. The coding region runs from base 234 to 1964 and encodes 576 amino acids. The transcript is spliced from 19 exons. Lineage: Eukaryota; Metazoa; Chordata; Mammalia; Carnivora; Herpestidae.
GGAGACGCCCUUGCGCCCUCGGCUCGCGGGAGCGGCCCGUCGGCCCCGUGCCGGUCCCCGUAACUCAGCGGGACCUUCCACUUGGGCGAGCCGUCUCUCCCGAACCCCUGCCCGCCCUCCGGGGAGCCAGGAGCUCCAGCAAAAAAAAAAAAAAAAGGACCUUUGGGCAACCGGCUGUUGUGCGCCAGACCUCCAGUCGACAACUCUUUUGUUUCGCGUAUUUAUGCAGAGAUAUGACUCAAAGAGUCGGGUUCGCGUUUUGCUGCUUGAUCCGGGGUCUCGGCUGCCUAUUGCUACCUGACUUCGAAGGAAGUGCCCACCUUUUGCAUCUUUCCGGAAACAAGUCGAACCACGACGAGCUGCGUUAUUGUGAGACAGAAGUUAAGUUAGCCUUGUCUCUCGACUUUUGGACCCUGUCCUCUGAAAAUCUUUUAGCUGUGUUGCCAGUCGAUCCUGUUAAAGAAAACUAUGUUCGUAAAGUGAAAAACUGUAUUUUUUCAAUUGCCUUCCCUACUCCUUUGAAAUCAAGAGUACGUCUUGUAGCAGUUUCAAAGGAAGUUCUAGAAGAUAUUUUGGACCUUGAUUUAUCUGUCUCAGAAACAGAUGAUUUUAUCCAGCUUGUGAGUGGGGAAAAGAUAGUAUCUGGAUCUGUUCCACUGGCUCACAGAUACGGAGGCCAUCAGUUUGGGAUCUGGGCAGGUCAGCUUGGGGACGGAAGAGCCCAUCUUCUUGGAGUGUACGUGAACAGGCAGGGCGAAAAGUGGGAGCUCCAGUUAAAAGGCUCGGGAAAGACCCCAUACUCCCGGAACGGUGAUGGCAGAGCGGUGCUCCGCUCCUCGGUGAGGGAAUUUUUAUGCAGUGAGGCUAUGCACUCUCUCGGAGUUCCGACCAGCAGAGCUGCAAGUCUGGUUGUAAGUGAUGAUGAAGUAUGGAGAGAUCAGUUCUACAAUGGAAACGUUGUGAAGGAACGAGGUGCGGUAGUGCUGCGUGUUGCGAAAUCAUGGUUUAGAAUUGGAUCAUUAGAAAUUUUGGCUCAUUAUGGUGAACUGGAUUUACUAAGGACGUUAUUAGAUUUCAUCAUACGGGAGCACUUCCCUUCAGUAGAGAGCACAGGACCUAACAGAUAUGUGGAUUUCUUCUCUGUUGUGGUAUCAGAGACGGCACAACUCAUGGCCUUGUGGAUGUCUGUUGGUUUCGCUCAUGGUGUUUGUAAUACUGAUAAUUUCAGUUUGUUAUCCAUUACAAUUGACUACGGUCCAUUUGGUUUCAUGGAAGCCUAUAAUCCGGAUUUUGUCCCAAACACAUCUGAUGAUGAAGGAAGAUAUAAAAUAGGAAAUCAGGCCAAUAUUGGGAUGUUUAACUUAAUCAAGUUGUUGCAAGCUUUAAACCCAUUACUGGAUCCUAGGCAAAGGCAGCUAGCUGCUCAGAUUCUUGAGGAGUAUCUGGUUCUUUAUUAUACAAGAUUUAGAGAAUUGUUCAAAGCAAAAUUGGGAUUACUUGGAGAAAAAAAUGGUGAUGAUGAUUUAAUUGCAUUUCUCUUACAUCUCCUGGAGGAGACAGCGGCGGAUUUUACAAUGACAUUUCGGCAGCUCAGCGAGAUUCCUCAAAGCCAGUUACAGGAGCUCACCAUUCCCCAGCAAUUCUGGGCACUGAAGGUGAUUUCCAAGCACAAGCUCUUUCCAGCCUGGGUAUCCCAGUACCUUCUGAGACUCAAGAGUCACAUGAAUGAUACGGAUUCUGAAAGAAGAAAAAGAAUGACAACUGUUAAUCCCAGGUACGUGCUGAGGAACUGGAUGGCAGAGUCUGCGGUGCGAAAAGCAGGCAGGAAUGAUUUCUCGGAGGUCCGUCUUCUCCAGCAUGUUCUUCGGCAUCCUUUCCAGAAGCAUUCUGCAGCUGAGAGAGCAGGCUACUCAGCACCUACUCCUUCUUGGGCUAAAGACCUCAGAGUUAGCUGCUCAUCUUAACUUACCUUAAAUAAAUGAAGGGAUAUUCUGUCAUUGAACUCAACAUAGAGUCAUCUAUGUGAUAAAUUAUUAAUGACCAUCUAUGUUUUGUGACAGCCUCACAUUUCAUAAAAAGGAUUAUAUGUGCAAAUAUUUUUUAAUCAAAUAAACGGGACCUAUUCUUUGGAA